Adelges cooleyi (spruce gall adelgid) is the source of this 1599-nucleotide messenger RNA. RefSeq names its product 26S proteasome regulatory subunit 6A-B (gene Rpt5). Gene Ontology annotation, cellular component: proteasome regulatory particle, base subcomplex. Gene Ontology annotation, molecular function: ATP hydrolysis activity; proteasome-activating activity; ATP binding. The transcript is spliced from 5 exons. The record is from RefSeq and is a predicted model, not a curated record. Gene Ontology annotation, biological process: proteasome-mediated ubiquitin-dependent protein catabolic process. NCBI's taxonomy places the organism in Eukaryota, Metazoa, Arthropoda, Insecta, Hemiptera, Adelgidae. Bases 153 to 1448 code for a protein of 431 amino acids.
AUAUCAGAAAAUCAACAAUCAUCCAAAAAAAUAUUAUUGUCUUCAGAGUUCAGUCUUCACUCUUCACAAUAUAUUUCGUAGUGUCGUUUUAAAUAGCCAUAAGACGUAAUCGUACUUUUAUUUUAUUUAAAAAAAUAGACCAAACAAUCACAAUGACUGAAGAAGGAACUAGUAAAACUUUGGAAGAUCCUUCAGUCUGGGAAGACACUGAUCGAGUGGACGAAGAAAUACUUCUCAUGUCCAAUGAAGAAAUCACGUCUCGUACACGCCUGCUCGAAAAUGAUAUUAAAGUAAUGAAGAGCGAUGUGAUGCGUAUAUCUCACGAAUUACAGUCACAGACCGACAAGAUUAAAGAAAAUACAGAAAAAAUAAAAGUCAACAAAACUUUACCUUAUUUGGUAUCAAAUGUUAUCGAGUUGUUAGAUGUGGACCCUCAAGACACAGAAGAAGAUGGUGCGGUUGUGGAUUUAGACAGUCAGCGAAAAGGAAAAUGCGCCGUCAUUAAGACGUCCACCAGACAAACUUAUUUUCUCCCAGUUAUUGGUCUUGUGGAUCCAGAACAGUUAAAACCUGGUGAUCUGGUUGGUGUAAACAAAGAUUCGUAUCUCGUUUUAGAGACCUUACCAGCUGAGUACGAUGCUCGUGUUAAAGCAAUGGAAGUUGACGAGAGACCGACUGAACAAUAUGUAGAUAUUGGUGGAUUAGAUAAACAAAUUCAAGAACUCAUAGAAGCCGUAGUAUUACCCAUGACUCACAAGGAAAAAUUCCUUAACCUGGGUAUUCAACCCCCAAAAGGAGUACUACUAUACGGACCUCCCGGUACCGGAAAAACUCUCUUGGCUCGUGCUUGUGCUGCUCAGACCAAAUCAACGUUUUUAAAACUCGCCGGUCCGCAGUUGGUACAAAUGUUUAUCGGGGAUGGUGCAAAACUUGUGCGUGAUGCAUUCGCUCUCGCCAAAGAAAAAGCACCUGCAGUUAUAUUUAUCGACGAAUUGGAUGCUAUCGGUACUAAGCGUUUCGACUCUGAAAAAGCCGGAGAUCGAGAAGUGCAAAGAACCAUGUUAGAGCUGCUCAACCAGCUGGAUGGAUUCAGUUCGACCGCUGAUAUUAAAGUGAUUGCGGCCACUAACAGAGUGGAUAUUUUGGAUCCAGCGUUGUUGAGGUCUGGAAGAUUAGAUAGGAAAAUCGAGUUCCCGCAUCCCAACCAAGAAGCAAGAGCCAGGAUUAUGCAAAUUCAUUCACGAAAAAUGAAUAAAUUUGAUGUGAAUUUCGAAGAACUUUCCAGAUCAACUGAUGACUUCAAUGGAGCGCAGUGCAAAGCCGUUUGUGUAGAAGCUGGUAUGAUCGCUUUAAGACGAGGUGCGUCUACUGUAACUCAUGAAGAUUUUAUGGAUGCUAUUAUGGAAGUUCAAGCAAAGAAGAAGUCAAACUUGAACUACUACGCUUGAAUAUCCUCUAUUUUAAUUGUUUUUAUGAGAUUUUUUUGUAUUUUUUUUUUUUCAAUUUCUCCAAGAAACAUAUUUAUUUUCUUUAAAAUUGUUUAUUAUACAUUUGCUAGCAAUUUAUAAAAUAAAAUUUAUGAAAUUAAUACUAUCUUAA